Messenger RNA from Biomphalaria glabrata, 1387 nucleotides. RefSeq lists its product as uncharacterized. The transcript has a single exon. NCBI's taxonomy places the organism in Eukaryota, Metazoa, Mollusca, Gastropoda, Planorbidae. Gene Ontology annotation, biological process: G protein-coupled receptor signaling pathway. The record is from RefSeq and is a predicted model, not a curated record. Gene Ontology annotation, cellular component: plasma membrane. Bases 3 to 1304 code for a protein of 433 amino acids. Gene Ontology annotation, molecular function: G protein-coupled receptor activity.
CAAUGAUCAUAAACUCCUGGAAUAAAAUGGACUUUCUGAACUUCUCCCAGAACAGCAGCUCAGUCCUCCAUAAUCUUCGUGAACAUUUGAACCAAUAUUACGUGUACACGGAGAUCCCUGCAGUGGUACACUUAUUUAAUCAUUACAUUGUACCUGCGACAUGUUUGUUUGGCGUCCUUGGUAACCUACUUCUGCUCCUCUACUUCCUGCGCGCCUCGGUCAGGUUACAGCCCUGCAGCCAGUACUGGACGGCGCUGGUUUGCGUGGACACCUUGUUUCUGAUCACCAAACUCCUGCUGUCUUCGAUGACCAGGUUCACGUUGCUGAGGUCAAGGCUAAGCUGCCAGUUAAUCAUAUACUUGUCUUAUAACAGCAGUUUCCUGUCGGCUUGGUUCGUCGUCUUCAUGAUGGCGGAAAAGACUAUUGUCGUCUGCGUGCCUCUGAGAGCUUCCAGGGUCUGCACUCGUAAGAAGUCCAUUCUGGUCAUGAUCAGCGCUUCCGCGUUGUCUAUGAUCCUGUAUUCUUACAGUUUUUUCACCAUUGGUCACUACGAAGGGGAGUGUGUGGUCAGUUCAUACUGGUAUAAUUUUCUGACCAUUGUUACGUACUUGGAUUCGUGCAUCGUUUUUGUGGUUCCUUUUGUAGGAGUCGUGGCUCUCAACGCAACGAUCAUACUUGUUCUUCGAGGUAUGAGGCUUCAUCAUAAUGUCUAUAACAGAAAUCAGGAAAUGGCUAUUAGAAGGCCGAGUCUUUUACAGAAUUGUGAUCUCAACAAAUGCAGCCGUCAAGAUGAAUUUGUCGAGUUACAGAGAUGCAGCUCGCAGAAUGGAGAAAGAGACAGCUCGGAGUAUGAGCUGGUAAGCAGCUUGGAAUGUGUACAAAGUCACAGUGAGGAAAGAAGCACGUCGGUACAUGCGCAGAGACACAUUUCCAGCCCUGAAAGGAGACAUCCCGCUUCGCACGGAAAAAGACGCAGCUCGAAACACGGGCUUCGUUUUCACAAUUCUACCAACACAUUAAACAGAGCUCAAAUCAAAUCCACAAAAAUCCUGGUUUUGGUGUCUACAAUCUUCAUCAUUCUCCACCUUCCGAGCUACGCUGUUAGGCUUUACGGCAUGGUGUUGGAGUUUUCCGAAGACCUUAUGGACACCAUGUCCGACUACGGACUCUACGCCAUCCAGAGCGUUGUCCAGUUCCUGUACUGUUUAAAAUUUGGUGUGGGAUCUGUCGUGUACUUCAUUGCUACUUCCAGAAUGGGAAGACGAAGGGCGAGAGUUUUGUACAACUGUAAGAGAAACUGUUAGAUAUUAGAAGUAUUUGAAUGAAUCUAAACACUAAAUGAAUUCCAGGGGUGACUAACUUUCAAAAUUUCGCUAAAUGUAAUUUG